Molecule: messenger RNA, 1419 nt
Organism: Magnolia sinica
Lineage: Eukaryota; Viridiplantae; Streptophyta; Magnoliopsida; Magnoliales; Magnoliaceae
Product: ribonuclease H2 subunit A
Exons: 8
Coding region: 107-832 (241 amino acids)
Biological process (GO): mismatch repair; DNA replication, removal of RNA primer
Cellular component (GO): ribonuclease H2 complex
Molecular function (GO): RNA-DNA hybrid ribonuclease activity; RNA binding
Source: RefSeq, a predicted model, not a curated record
ACAUACAUACUUGGAGGCGACCUGCAGUGAAUAAAACUCACCUCAAUUACUUCGAUUAUUUCAUCGUCCAAAACGAAGAAGAAAUAGGGCCUUUUUCCAGCUGGAAAUGGGGUCGACUUGUCCAACUCCAUUGCCUUUGUGGGCUUCUUCUCAGCCAUGCAUUAUGGGCAUUGAUGAAGCUGGAAGGGGCCCUGUUCUUGGCCCUAUGGUAUAUGGAUGCUUGUUCUGCGCUGUCUCCUAUCAGAAGACGCUUGCCUCCUUGAACUUUGCAGAUUCAAAAACCUUGAAAGAGGAAAAGAGGGAAGAACUGUUCGAAAAUUUAAAAGCCAACGAUUCUAUUGGAUGGAGCGUAGAUAUUAUAGAUCCAAGGGAUCUCUCAGCUAAAAUGCUAAAGAAAACAAAAAUUAACCUGAAUGAAAUAUCGCAUGAUUCUGCUAUGGGCCUUGUUUCUAGGGUUCUUGACAUGGGUGUUCUACUAACAGAGGUCUAUGUUGAUACUGUGGGAGAUGCAGAGAAGUACAGAAUCAAAUUGUCAGAAAGAUUUCCAGGCAUCAAAUUUGUGGUCGCAAAGAAAGCCGAUAGUCUUUUUCCAGUCGUCAGUGGAGCAAGCAUAGUUGCUAAGGUUACCAGAGAUAGAGCCCUCCAUGGCUGGGUGCUUGAAGAAACAGCAGAGAAUAUGCAUAACAACUUUGGAUCUGGAUAUCCUGGAGACCCUGAAACGAAAGCCUGGUUGGACCAUCACAAACAUUCGGUGUUUGGAUUCCCAACAUUGGUACGAUUCAGUUGGGGCACAUGCACUCCCUACUUCAAAGACAUCGUUGAAGUUUUAUGAUGACUUGGCCCCAAAAUCGGGACUGUCAACUCAUCUGGUGGAUCAGACAAACACAGUUUUGAAGAACUGUCCUGCUGCAGUUCACAUCCAACAUCUAUGAUGAACAGGGACUGGCCUAUUUGCCAGGCCAGGUCAUGUACCUGUUGAGCUCCACAGCUCGUAUGUUGGCUUUUGCAGGCUUAGCAAAGUUGUUAUAUCUUUUAUUCAAAUGGAGGAAAUUUGAUGGGGACAUCAUGCACAUGCCCCCUCUACACACGUAUUCGAGGAGGAGGCGGGCCUCACUUUCGAUUUUGAUCGACAAUGACAUCUUUGGAGGGUCUCAUAAUUAGAGGGCUGCGUUAUGGAGCACUGGAGUGGACCCGAUCAUCACAUAGAUUCUUCCAUCGGAUCUCAUGAUCGUGGCCCACUGCUUUAGAUGAUAUAGGAUUUUGAGUUUUGACUAUUUUUGUUAUUAGAAACAUCAUAAACGGCUUUAAUUGGUUAGAUUAGUUAUUUUAUUUGCUUUAGCUUUGGUAUUAGUGUGCGCACAUGACACAAGGGUAAUUUUGUUUUUUUUUGGGUUUUGGGUUUUCUUAUAAAUAUAGCAA